This is a messenger RNA of Klebsormidium nitens, 1461 nucleotides long. Lineage: Eukaryota; Viridiplantae; Streptophyta; Klebsormidiophyceae; Klebsormidiales; Klebsormidiaceae. The record is from the annotation of a GenBank genome assembly.
CUGACAGCACCACUGACCAGCGUACGGUGUACCACUUCAUGCCAGUGCAGCAGAUGUCUACAGCAGCACUGAAUUCUGAAAGGAGUGCUGCACGCUCACUUUUCCGGCCACACAGAAGAAAGGCUACUUGGCAGGACGCCAUGGCUGCCACUCCUCGCUGUCUAAUCCUGUUCGGAGACGGUUGUCUUCUCAACGAGACGACACUUGAGUCUAUAGACUGCCCUGCAUUGGAUCAGACUGCUAGGGAAGGCUGCACCGGUCAGCUGGCACUGCGCAAAUUGCCUGAUGGCGUGACCGAGGCGCAGCGGAGCCUGCUGGAGUUGGAACAAAUUCUGGACCUGGAAAGUAACAAAGAAAGUGGCGGGAGUUCUGGUCAAGCUCAGAGCAGAGAAGGAAGGACUUUCGUAAGCUUGAACGAGAGGUUUAUGGGCAUGUCUGCAUCUUUCUUUUCAUCCUCGCAAUCAGUAAAGGCUCUGGCAUCGAAAGCAGGGUUUGACAGUCAGCUCCUCACUGAGAAUCAGGGUGGCCUCGACGCCGGAAUGCUGCCAGAUGCAGCCAGCUUUGCAGAACAGAGUCUGACACUGUUGGGCUUGGCAACUGCCUCGGAGAGAUCCGCUGGGAGCAAUGUUUUCAAUGAGUUGACAGGAAGCGAAAGAGGCAGUGGUGACCCUGCAAAGAGUCAAGAUUUGGUGUUCGUGCACCUUAGACCUGACGUCUCUGAGGACAGCAAUGGUGCGCAGCCUUCGAAUAGGACAGACGACGCACCCUCCCCGUCCAAAUCGGACCAGGACCUUGUAGAGAGUGCGAAAGCCAGUUUGGUGUGGCUAGAUGCUUUGGUGGCGGCCAUCAGAAAGUUAGAAAGUCGAGACAGUAGAAUUGCAGCCCGGCUUUACCUCGUGCUAGUGUUAAGUUACCAUGCGACCGCUGUAACGGAGUCAGGGACCAGCAGAGAGAGCGAAGCAGAGCCCAAGUCGGACAAGGUGCUAGAAAGCGCGGGGGCACCAGAGGGGCUCCUUGCGUUUAAGCCUGUGCAGAGUUACCAACAAAAGGAAGGGCAAGAGCUCACAAAUAUCAGGGAAAGUCACCAUGCUUUGGUAGUGUACAAUUCGCAUGGACUGACGAGAAGAGACGCAGUCCAAAGUCUGCAAGCGAGUGAGAUCACAACGAAAUCAGGCAACCUCACAAUCCUGGCGGACAGAUUCUUCCAUGAGGUAGCUUUCAAGGUCGGCAGGGCUCCGAAGUAUGGUGCUUGAGAGGAACAUAAGUAACUUCUGGCACUGGAAGGGCUCACAUGGGGAUCCGCUACGAGAAAAUGGGCCAUCCUCCAAAGAAAGGUGCUCUUCUUCGAAGACGUACUGUCAUCGUGCAAGCAACAAAAGAUAUCACCGACCAAUUUUGCCCGGAUCCUGUAGUCAGCGGUCUGAUGCUAAUUGAAAUAAUCUCUUUGUACCGUCCCAGAGG